ACAAACAUGUCGCUGAUUAAAAAUUUAGUUAAAGAAACGGAAAACAAGCCCCGUAAGAAGAAAAAGAAUGCGGGCUCCGACGACAGCGAUUCUGGGGAAAAAGACAAGCCAUUGGGGCCAUUCAUUAAAACGGCUACGGAUCUACAAAGAUUGAAGCUGGAAAAACUUAUGAAAAAUCCUGAAAAGCCAGUUAUUAUACCAGAGCAGCGCCGAGAUCGUGACUACAUGUCCUCGGUGCCCACAUUUGUGCGCAAUGUGAUGGGCAGCAGCGCUGGUGCGGGUUCCGGCGAAUUUCAUGUCUAUCGCCAUCUGCGACGCAAGGAAUAUGCACGCCAAAAGAAUAUACAAAACCAAAGCCUACGCGAAGCUGCUGACGAUGCGUAUCAACAGAAAUUGGAUAAUAAUAAACGAGCUGCUGAGGAGCGCACGGCGAAAAAACGCGCAAAGCGCCUGAAGAAAAAGCAACGGGCAAAACGUCCACGCGAACAAAAACCAAACGAAGACCAAAAGCCAGAGAGUGAGUCCAGUGGAAGUGCCUCAGAAGCUGAAGAUGAGGUGGGUACUGCAGCUGAGGAGUUGCCGUCAGAAGACAGAGAAGUGGCGAGCGCUACACAAGCAACAGAAGACGUGGUUGCUGAGCCUGCGGAUGCGCCAGUUGUAAAACCCAAUGCAGAAAUGGAAACUGCUCCUAAAGGGCAAGAAAUGGAAACAGUUGCGAUUGCAGCUCCUGAAACGCAAGAAAUAGAAACAGUUGCAACUGCUGCUCCUAAACCGCAGGCUGCAGCAGAAACUGAAGCAUCCCAGCCAGAGAAUUGACAUAAUUUAAUUAUUUUGUAUGCAUAUAUAAACAAAUAUAGCGUAUGGUUUAUAAGUGAAACAAAUUUGUGGAUUUAUUCAUGUUAUGUAUGUAUAUAUAUAUCAAUAUAUAUUAACCAGCGAUAAAACUGCCAUUAAAGUAGUAAUUGGCUAAUUAUCGAUUGCAUGUGUGGUUUAUCGUGAUAAUAGGCCAACAUUUAAAGCAGCUUUGGUGAUAAGAGAAGCGUUUCAAUUUUUUGUAUUUUUGUUCAAUUUUAAUUCCCAUAACUUAUGCUAAAAAAUAAGUGCUUCAAAUACGAGAGUAGCCUAUAAUCGACUGGUUCGACUAUGCAAUACCCUGUACCCAGUUCCGACAACAAA
Molecule: messenger RNA, 1176 nt
Organism: Drosophila montana
Lineage: Eukaryota; Metazoa; Arthropoda; Insecta; Diptera; Drosophilidae
Product: PRKR-interacting protein 1 homolog
Exons: 2
Coding region: 7-816 (269 amino acids)
Biological process (GO): negative regulation of protein kinase activity
Cellular component (GO): nucleolus
Molecular function (GO): protein kinase inhibitor activity; protein kinase binding; double-stranded RNA binding
Source: RefSeq, a predicted model, not a curated record